Penicillium longicatenatum is the source of this 1494-nucleotide messenger RNA. Its product is annotated as putative MFS transporter. Gene Ontology annotation, molecular function: transmembrane transporter activity. The record is from RefSeq and is a predicted model, not a curated record. Gene Ontology annotation, cellular component: membrane. Lineage: Eukaryota; Fungi; Ascomycota; Eurotiomycetes; Eurotiales; Aspergillaceae. Gene Ontology annotation, biological process: transmembrane transport. The transcript has 6 exons. Bases 1 to 1494 code for a protein of 497 amino acids.
AUGGCUAAGUCAGACGCAGAACAAAUUGAGUACCAAGAGACAUCGGCGAAGGGUGCCGAGCUUGAACAAGAUGCGCUCUAUCAAGCCUAUGUCACAAAAAGUCCUGAAUGGCAUCAGAAGAUGACUCGCUCUCUUUUACGCAAAGUGGACUUGCAUCUUUUGCCAUUCUUGAUCUUGAUGUAUCUGCUCAAUUUUUUGGACCGCAACAAUUUGUCACAAGCGCGUCUAGGAUCCCUCGAGAAAGAUCUAGGAAUGAAAGGGACUGACUAUAACUUGGCUACGAGCAUUCUGUUCGUUGGUUAUUUAUUGAUGCAGCUGCCAUCUAACCUCCUUCUGACUCAAAUCCGACCGUCACUAUUCUUGGGGAUUGCCAUGGCCAUUUGGGGUGUCAUAUCUGCCUGCCAAGCUGCUACUCAAUCUUUCGCAGGCCUGGUCGUUACACGGUUCUUCCUCGGCUUUGUCGAAGCCCCAUUCUUCCCGGGUGCUGUCAUGUUAAUGUCGAGUUGGUAUACAAGAAAAGAGCUCAGUGUUCGCAUCGCAUGGUUCUAUGCGGGUAGCUCGCUAGCGAACGCGUUUGGUGGAUUGAUUGGAGCUGGUGUUCUGGGUAACCUAGAUGGUGCACAUGGCCUUGCCGGAUGGCGUUGGCUAUUCAUCAUCGAGGGCAGUAUCACAACCGGAAUAUCUCUUCUUGCAGCCAUCUUCCUUCCAAAUUACCCUGCAACCACCUCAUGGCUAGACGCCCAGGAGCAAGCAUAUGCCCAAUGGCGUUUGAUCGAUGAUGCAGGCGAAGCCGAUGACGCGAGUACCAGUAGCAUCAAGGAAGCUCUGGCUCUGGUAUUUGCUGACAAGCGUAUCUACCUCUUCAUCCUGCUUCAGCAUGUCUCGCUUCUAUCUCAGAACUUCCAGUACUUUUUCCCGACCAUCGUGCAAACUCUUGGGUACAAUAACAUCGAGACUCUUUUAAUCACAGCACCCGUGUGGAUCGCCACUUUUUUUGUCUCACUUUUCGUCACCUGGACAUCUGGCAAGACAAACGACCGCAGCUGGCACAUUAUUUGUUUGAUGAUGAUCAGUGUGGUAGGAGGAGUAAUCUGCACUGCAACAACAAAUACCGGCGCAAGAUUCUUCGCCAUGUUCCUAAUGCCAAUGGGUGCUGUUUCCGCUUAUCAGAUCAUUCUCGCGUGGGUCGCAAAUUCUUUCCCUAGACCUCUGGUCAAGCGAUCUGCUGCCAUUGCUCUGGCCAAUAUGAUUGGUAAUACUGCUUCAAUCUAUGGAAGCUACAUGUGGCCUGACUCGUCGGGUCCCCGCUACAUCCCGGGUGGCACUGCUACUGCUGUGAUCGCAUUGCUGGUUGCUGUUGUGGCUCUAGUCAUUCGACUAGUUCAUGUGAAGAUGAAUAAGCGAUUAGAAGAGGCGGAGUCCUCGCAAGACAUUCCCUCUUCAGAUGUCUAUGACCUGGAUAGUCGCGUCACUGGCUUCCGUUAUAUCCUUUGA